Molecule: messenger RNA, 1003 nt
Organism: Drosophila pseudoobscura
Lineage: Eukaryota; Metazoa; Arthropoda; Insecta; Diptera; Drosophilidae
Product: CD209 antigen-like protein B
Exons: 2
Coding region: 52-978 (308 amino acids)
Molecular function (GO): signaling receptor activity
Source: RefSeq, a predicted model, not a curated record
UUCUUAUAUAAAUCAGUUGCAUUUUGGAUUGUGUUGAGAGAAGUACUAACAAUGCAGUGUUCCAUUGUUUUCAUAUUAUUUGCGAUAACCUUCGGGAGAUCCCUGUCAGGGCAUUGUGAGGUGGAUGAAUCUCAACAUGAGUGCGGAGGAUACUGUUACGUAGCUGUGAAACCGGUCCUGGAGUACCUCGCCAUCCUUCAAAACCGAGUGGAGUCCUACGAGGCCAAACAGCCCGCAGAUACUCAAUCAAGAAUCGCGGAAAUGGACAAAAAGUUGGAGACUCUAGGAAGAGAGUUGGAAAUCCAGCAGGAAUUGAAAAAGAGCUCCCAACAGGUAGAUACUCUCUCACCAUUGGCCGAAAUUGAAAAAAACGAAAAACUAGAGGCAGGAUUAGAAAGGAUCCAGCAGGAGUUGGAAAAGAGCUCCAAGCAGAUGGCAGAUACUCUAUCAAAAAUCGCGCAAAUAGACGAAAAGCUAUACGCUCAAGGACGACAGAUAGAGAUCCAGCAGGAGUUGACAAAGAUCACCCACAUGCGACUUCAAAGAUUGUUGGUUUUCGAAAAAAUUGGUUCCAAAUACUAUUACAUAGAAAGAAAAAUUAAAAUGAACUGGAGCGAUGCAUUGCACAAAUGCCGUGAGAUGGGAGCUCAUUUGGCGAGUCUGCAAAGCGAGGAUGAGAUAAAGGCACUCUACAGGGUGCUGCAGCCAAACCAGUGGUAUUGGAUAGAUUUGAACGAUAUAAAAAAGGAUAGAGAGUUUAUUUCGGCCACCACUGGCUUGCCGGGAACAUUCUUUCACUGGCAUGAGAACGAACCCAAUAACAAGGACAACUCUGAACAUUGCGUCGAGCUAUACACAUUCAUGUCUACCUCCCAAGCGUUGAUGAACGACCAAUCGUGCAGUGACGGGAAUUUUUUUAUUUGCCAGACAUCCUGGGAUAAAAUACAACAUAAGACGACUCAGAUUAUAUUACAAUAACAACAAAAAUGUUAAUCUCUCUCUC